Galendromus occidentalis (western predatory mite) is the source of this 1343-nucleotide messenger RNA. Its product is annotated as molybdenum cofactor biosynthesis protein 1. Lineage: Eukaryota; Metazoa; Arthropoda; Arachnida; Mesostigmata; Phytoseiidae. The record is from RefSeq and is a predicted model, not a curated record. Gene Ontology annotation, biological process: Mo-molybdopterin cofactor biosynthetic process. The transcript has 8 exons. Gene Ontology annotation, molecular function: metal ion binding; GTP 3',8'-cyclase activity; 4 iron, 4 sulfur cluster binding. The coding region runs from base 118 to 1209 and encodes 363 amino acids.
GAACGACCGUUGCACGACCGACCGACGGAGGAAGCGAGCGGCUUCCCGAAAGAGCGACCUACCGAAAGCGUCGGCGGCGAUUCGACUGUAAGGGAGGGAGAAUAGCCUUGAACAAAUAUGCGGCCUAUCUUCCAAAGCAUCCUGGUACGCGCUGCCAAACGCGCGACUUCGGUCGACCAGCAGCUGAGGAAGUGCUCGACGGGAGCGCUCGUUGACUCGCACGGUAGGGUACACGAUUACCUGCGGAUAUCCCUCACUGAAAAAUGCAGUUUCCGAUGCACGUACUGCAUGCCCGACGAGGGUGUACCCUUGACGCCAAAAGAGCUUCUUCUCACAAGCGACGAGCUGAAGAGACUCAUUGACGUUUUUGUGUCUCUCGGAGUCACGAAGGUGCGUUUAACUGGAGGAGAACCUCUGCUGAGGAAGGAUAUCGUCGACAUUGUCCGGUAUCUCCGGAGCAAAGUAUCAAUCAACAAAAUCGGCAUAACCACGAACGGACUCGUGCUGAGCCGCAAUCUGACAUCGCUCGUGGCGGCCGGACUCUCGCACGUAAAUAUCAGUCUCGAUUCUCUAAUGCCGGAGAAGUUCGAAUCCAUAACGCGCCGGAGAGGAUUCCAAAAUGUCCUGAGGGCGAUAUUUGAAGCUGAGAAAAUUGUUCACACCAAGAUCAACUGCGUCGUGAUGAGGAAUCUGAACGAGAAUGAGGUUCCCGCGUUUGUCGAGCUGACGCGCGAUCACAAUAUCGAGCUUCGUUUCAUCGAGUACAUGCCAUUCGACGGGAACCGUUGGAGUUGGGAGCGUCUUGUGCCGCAGAAAGAACUCGAAGAGCGAAUAAGGUCUUUUGUUCCGGAUGCGAUAGCUCUGCCCUUAGAAGCGAAUCAUACGGCUAAGAUGUUCACGUCUCCAUCUCAUCGGGGUCGUUGGGGUUUCAUUUCUUCGAUGUCGCAAGCUUUCUGCAGUUCCUGUAAUCGGCUUCGACUCACGGCCGACGGCUCUCUGCGCUCGUGCCUUUUCUCGUCGCGGAACGACGAGCUGCCCCUUGUCGAAGUGCUGAGAAACUCCCCAGCCUCCGACAGGCAGGACGUCGACGAGUUACUUCGAAGAAAAAUCCGGAACCAUCUUCUGAAGAAGCAUUUUUCACAUGGUGGAAUGGAAGUGCGCAGUCUGUCCCGGCAAAAGAAUAGACCGAUGAUCACGAUAGGAGGAUGACCCCCGUGGCUGCGAAGGACGAAUAUUCCGGAACGAGAUCAAAAUCAUCAACAACGGCUCGCUGAAAUGUGGGAACAAUCAUCCGUUCAUCCGACCGCGCGCUCUCAUGAACAUUCCCGACCGCCAAAGCGAGA